Messenger RNA from Penicillium atrosanguineum, 1230 nucleotides. RefSeq names its product tRNA (guanine(9)-N(1))-methyltransferase (gene trm10). Gene Ontology annotation, molecular function: tRNA binding. The record is from RefSeq and is a predicted model, not a curated record. Lineage: Eukaryota; Fungi; Ascomycota; Eurotiomycetes; Eurotiales; Aspergillaceae. The transcript has a single exon. Gene Ontology annotation, biological process: tRNA N1-guanine methylation. Gene Ontology annotation, cellular component: nucleus. Bases 1 to 1230 code for a protein of 409 amino acids.
AUGGACGAGGAAGAGAGACCUAUGAAAAUGGCCAAACUUGGCCAUGAUGAGCCUACGCCUGAAGAACUUGGCCCCGCUAUGACGGGCGCUGUGGCGGUCGACAAGCCGCAGGAAACCGAGGCCGCUGCUGCCGACAACUCGAAGCCCGAGUCUACUGAGCUCCCGGCCAACAAUGAAGCUGCUGCCAAUGAUUCUACAGCUAAAACCGUGACCGACGAUGCCGAUGCCGCGCCCAAGAUGUCGAAGAACGCACUCAAAAAGCUCCGCCGGAAAGAGAAAUACGAACAAGAACGCGAGUUGCGCAAAGAACGGAGAAGGGAACAAAUGGCAGCGAAGAAGGAACGUCGACGAAAGAUGUGUGAUGAUGCACUGGCAACCGGUGGCAUGGAAGCUGUAUUAGCAUUGCGCAAACAGUGGGAGUCCACAAGAUCCCGACACAAGCGAUCGACUUUGAUACCAUUCACCAUUGUCGUUGAUUGCAACUACGAUGAUCUUAUGAAUUUUAAGGAGCGUAUUUCUCUCGCAUCUCAGCUCACACGCUGUUACUCGGAGAACAGUCGUGCGCCCUGGCGCGGACACCUGAUGUUCAGCUCAUGGGGCGGAUUACUGAAGGAACGAUUUGACACGGUCCUCACUCCCCACAAGAACUGGAAGGGAAUCAAGCUCGUCCCCGAAAACUUCGUGCAUGCUGCCAAGCUUGCGACGCAGCAGAUGGCCUCACCACGAGGAGGCAAGCUCGAAGGUCCCUUCGCCAAAAAGGCGGAUGCCAAACCUGAAGAUGGAGAAGUCAUUUACCUCAGCAGUGACAGUGACAACACGUUACAUGAACUCAGGCCAUAUGAUACCUACAUUAUCGGUGGGCUGGUCGAUAAGAACCGAUACAAGGCGGUUUGCUAUAAGAGUGCGCUCGAGGCUGGGGUCAAGACAGCCAAACUGCCGAUCGGUGACUAUAUUAAGAUGUCUUCCCGCGCGGUUAUGACUACGAACCAUGUGGUCGAUAUUAUGUUGGCGUGGCUGGAAUGUGGUGACUGGGGUGAAGCCUUUAUGAAGAUUAUGCCUCAACGAAAGGGUGGGACACUCCGGAAUGCAAAGGGUGAUGCCGGGGAUACCGGGGCUGCCGAGGAGGAUGAACAAGAGGAGGAGGAAGAAGAUGAUGAGGCAACUCUCAAGAGGAUGAAUGAACAAGCGGAGGACGAAGAAGUGAAUGAAGAUGAAGAGAAGGAAGAUUAG